Closterium sp. Naga37s-1 is the source of this 1596-nucleotide messenger RNA. The record is from the annotation of a GenBank genome assembly. Lineage: Eukaryota; Viridiplantae; Streptophyta; Zygnematophyceae; Desmidiales; Closteriaceae.
AUGCCCACCCCCCCCCACAUAACCUCCUCCCAACCAAAAACCACAUUUCCGGCUCUGCCUCAGCCCAUCUCGUCCCCUGAUCCCUCGCUUGCAUCCCUCCCUCCGUCCCCCUUUCCGCCUCUGUUCCCUGCUGCCACACUCACCCGCUCACACUGCCGUCGCCAGUACUGCGCAUACUUGGCCUCCCCCACUGCAUCCGCCAUGGCUGCUCCUGCCUGCAGCGCUGCCAGCCACAGCCCCCCGCACACUCACCCCCGUGCAGCACUCACCCCCCGUGCAGCACUCACCCCCCGUGCAGCACUCACCCCCCGUGCAGCACUCACCCCCCGUGCAGCACUCACCCCCCGUGCAGCACUCACCCCCCGUGCAGCACUCACCCCCCGUGCAGCACUCACCCCCCGUGCAGCACUCACCCCCCGUGCAGCACUCACCCCCCGUGCAGCACUCACCCCCCGUGUAGCACUCACCCCCGUGCACCACUCACCCCCCGUGCAGCACUCACCCCCCGUGCACCACUCACCCCCCGUGCACCACUCACCCCCCGUGCAGCACUCACCCCCCGUGCACCACUCACCCCCCGUGCAGCACUCACCCCCCGUGCAGCACUCACCCCCCGUGCAGCACUCACCCCCCGUGCAGCACUCACCCCCCGUGCAGCACUCACCCCCCGUGCAGCACUCACCCCCCGUGCAGCACUCACCCCCCGUGCAGCACUCACCCCCCGUGCAGCACUCACCCCCCGUGCACCACUCACCCCCCGUGCACCACUCACCCCCCGUGCAGCACUCACCCCCCGUGCACCACUCACCCCCCGUGCAGCACUCACCCCCCGUGCAGCACUCACCCCCCGUGCAGCACUCACCCCCCGUGCAGCACUCACCCCCCGUGCAGCACUCACCCCCCGUGCAGCACUCACCCCCCGUGCAGCACUCACCCCCCGUGCAGCACUCACCCCCCGUGCAGCACUCACCCCCCGUGCAGCACUCACCCCCCGUGCAGCACUCACCCCCCGUGCAGCACUCACCCCCCGUGCAGCACUCACCCCCCGUGCAGCACUCACCCCCCGUGCAGCACUCACCCCCCGUGCAGCACUCACCCCCCGUGCAGCACUCACCCCCCGUGCAGCACUCACCCCCCGUGCAGCACUCACCCCCCGUGCAGCACUCACCCCCCGUGCAGCACUCACCCCCCGUGCAGCACUCACCCCCCGUGCACCACUCACCCCCCGUGCACCACUCACCCCCCGUGCAGCACUCACCCCCCGUGCACCACUCACCCCCCGUGCAGCACUCACCCCCCGUGCACCACUCACCCCCCGUGCAGCACUCACCCCCCGUGCAGCACUCACCCCCCGUGCAGCACUCACCCCCCGUGCAGCACUCACCCCCCGUGCAGCACUCACCCCCCGUGCACCACUCACCCCCCGUGCAGCACUCACCCCCCGUGCACCACUCACCCCCCGUGCAGCACUCACCCCCCGUGCAGCACUCACUCUCUCGCACUGCCUCUGCCUGCAGCACUGCUAGCACCAUGCGAUACCACACGCCACGCACCAGUUAUCGUAGGUCUGGUCGGGGAACCCAUCGUUCUCUAUGA